GUUGCUAAGGAAGUAGCAAUUGUUUACAGGGCAGCACCGAAAGUGAUGCCGGUGGCCAUAGCGCUGGCAAAAACAGCUAUGUUGACGUGAGACAAAACACUGAAAGGCAGCUAUGUGUAACCUCUACUAGAAGAUGGACUUCCUCACUCUGUUCGCCGUCUACGUUGUAGUGGUGCUGACAUGUAUAAUCCUAGUCUGCAAAUACUCCGGCCAAGAGCAAACCCCGUUUAGUAUCCUCUUCAACUUUGUAGGAAAGGUAGUUGCACCAUUUACGCCAAAAUGGCUCCAAAAGUUUUCACAAUGGACCUUACACAAGCUGUUUCAUCAAAGGAACAACAUGUUCAUCUAUCUGCAUAUCCUGCUAGAGGGUGCUGUGUAUGCAGAGUUCACCUAUGAGGUGUUUGGCUUCUGCAGGGAGAUGGACACCACUCUGACCAGUCUGUCUGUGCCUUAUGUCCUGCUGGUCAUCAAGACCUUCUUCUUCUACCUCUGCAUCAGGAGAGAUCCAGGCACAGUGACGAAGAAGAAAAUUGCUGGCCAGCUGAGCAUCUAUCCUUAUGACAGGAGGCUGUUUCACCCAGGAGUCUCUUGUGAAACCUGCCAGCUCAUCAAACCGGCUCGCUCCAAACACUGCAGGGUCUGCAACAGGUGUGUCCAACGUUUUGACCACCACUGUGUCUGGGUGAACAACUGCAUCGGUGCUCAGAACACACGUUACUUCCUGCUUUACCUCUUCAGCGUGUGCGCCAUGGCGGGCGACAUUGCCGUCCUAACAGGAGACAUGCUGUUCCAUGCUGUACUGCGGUCAGGGCUCCUGAGGGCCAGUUAUAUAGAUGAGUUUGGCCAGCAGCAGUCAGCAGGGCCUCUGUUUGUUGUACAGCAUCUGUUCUUGACCUUCCCCCGAAUUGUCUUCAUGCUGGGAUUUCUGUUAUUCGUCUUCUUCCUCCUGGCGGGUUAUGCCCUUUUCCAUUCCUACCUGUCUCUUGUCAACCAGACCUCCAAUGAGUGGUACAAAAGUCGAGGCUACAUGUGUCAGCACUGCUACCCAUCUGCAACAGCGGACCAUCUCUGUAGCCCAGCGCCAGACCACUCUAAAAGAUACUACUACAGCAGAGGGCUACGCCGAAACCUGAAAGAGAUUUUCUUCCCUCCACAACCUAUUCAGAAGAAAGACAACUGAAAAAACCAUACUGCCACCUAUGUUAUGCUGCAUUUACUGAACAUCCCCCGAGGUUUACUGUCCCUAAGAACUACUGCUGACUGAAGAAAUAAAGUUUGCGUUAGCAAUUUCUUCAUGGGCUCUGGUGUUUAUCUCCCAUGCGGUGUCACAUAUUGGAAAGCUCUGACAACAUUGGCAGCAAACACAAAGUAAUCCUUAUUGCAUAAAAGCAUCGUCUGUUAUUUAAUUGAUUAAACCUU
This is a messenger RNA of Anoplopoma fimbria (sablefish), 1419 nucleotides long. It is a transcript of the gene zdhhc4, whose product is annotated as zinc finger DHHC-type palmitoyltransferase 4. The record is from RefSeq and is a predicted model, not a curated record. The transcript is spliced from 7 exons. Lineage: Eukaryota; Metazoa; Chordata; Actinopteri; Perciformes; Anoplopomatidae. Gene Ontology annotation, cellular component: endoplasmic reticulum; Golgi apparatus. Gene Ontology annotation, biological process: protein targeting to membrane; peptidyl-L-cysteine S-palmitoylation. Gene Ontology annotation, molecular function: protein-cysteine S-palmitoyltransferase activity. Bases 134 to 1180 code for a protein of 348 amino acids.